AUCUUUUUGAGCUUAAAUUUCAUCAAAUUAUUGUUUUGUUCUUGCAUGCAGCAUCAGAUUUGAUUCUUGUAGCCAUGAGACUAUUUUGGUGUGUUUUGUUUCUGCUCUUGAAAUUUGAAUACUUCAACAAAUAUUGGUAGGGCGACAAGUAGUUGUGUUUAUAUAUUUGGGAUUGAAGAUUUGUUGUUUGAGAUUUGAGAAAAUCGCUUUGGCUUUCACUUCUUCAGCUGUAAUUCAUGGUUCUCUUUCUUCUUCAUCUUCAUAUGAACAACAACAACCUAGAGGGAAGCUUUUUAAUGCUGGAGAAAUUCUCAAGUUCUUUUGUUAUGCUUUUUGGUGAUGUGUCUGCCCAAGAAAGAACUUCUGAGAGAAAUUUGCGUCGUCGUACCAGAUAUGCACAGAUGUCACCAGAGAGAAAGCAAUUAUUUUUAUCCGAGCUAAGAGAAAAAAGGGCUGAGUCAAAAAGACAAAAACACCUUCAUCAAUCAAAUACUACUGCCGCUCUUACAAUCAGUAGUUCUUCAUUAUCGCCUCAGGAAGUUGAAGCUUCUGAAGCCACAAACCUACCAGUUACUUUAACUACAGGACAUCAUCAAUCAAAUAGUACUGGCGCCCUUACAAUCAGCACUUCUUCGUUAUCUCCUCAACAAGGUUAGCUAACCAUAUUUUAGGUAAAUCUGUUGUAAAAAAAACAGCAAAAUUCUGUUAGUAGUUUUCACGUAUAGGAUCAAACAUAAUGGACGCGUACUGCACUUACGAGAAAUAAUAGCUGAAAUUUUCCUAUUGGGUUGGGGGUUAUCGAAUCUUCACAGUUCACAUGAGUUGCUUCUCCUCUG
This is a messenger RNA of Solanum pennellii, 836 nucleotides long. RefSeq lists its product as uncharacterized. Bases 237 to 656 code for a protein of 139 amino acids. The record is from RefSeq and is a predicted model, not a curated record. NCBI's taxonomy places the organism in Eukaryota, Viridiplantae, Streptophyta, Magnoliopsida, Solanales, Solanaceae. The transcript is spliced from 4 exons.